UCGCAGUUUUCCUUCUAUGAUCGUGAAAAAUAGGCGUCUUCUCGGAGUGAUCAAUGUCCUUAGUGCUUCGAAAAAGGAAAAAAUGAUUUUUUGAGAAAAAACGUGAUAUUCGUGAGUGUCAAAAAGUUUCCUGGCGCAGUUUGGCCAAGUUUGACGUAUGGCAAGAUGGUGGUUGACUGAUAGUGAAAAAUUUAGUGAUAACGCAAAUCGUCAGUGUUUUUAAGUCGUUUCUCAUUAAAUCCAUUAAAUUGACGAUCCGUGAAAAAGUGAGUAAUGCUGCGGAACCAAGAGCAGCGAAAAAACGUCAUAACCUCAAUAUAGGUUGCAGGCAUCGAUUCUUUAAAGAUGUCAUGAACGAAUGAUUUUUCCUGGAUAGCUUUGCAGUAUCAAAAAAGCCAACAAUGUCGAAUUGUGAAGAGGAAGCAGUAUCGUCUGGAUUUCAUCAGUUAAGCGUUACUAUUGAAGCGGCCGUACUGAGAAGUGCAUCCUUUCUGAAACCCAAUCCAUACAUCGAAUUUUCUGUGGACGACAAGAGUCCUCGGAAAACUGAAGUCGCAAAAUCGACAUAUCAGCCAAAGUGGAAUGAAGAGUUUACAGUGCUCGUAACUCCCCACUCGCAAUUGCAUUUUCGCCUUUUGGAUCACAGUACAUUCCGAAAAGACACACUAAUCGGAGAAAAGAGAUUAAGUCUCUUUCAAAUUUUGAGCCACUAUAAUGGAAAGCUCGAAAAUUUGGAAUUGACUCUCGACUUGAUUUCCGAGAGCAAGCAUGACUCGCAGUUGGCAAAGGUUGGCGAAUUGGUCACAUUAUUGGAUGGGUUGAAGAUUGAUAUGGCCAGUGUGAGUCCUCCAAAUUCUGGCGAUAUUAUGCGACAACCUCAGUGUCCCGUUUUGAACGGCAUGCCUCUGCCUCUUGGUUCUUCGAACAACGAUGCAGCGAAUAAUCGUAGUAUUCUAAACGGCGGAGUUCGUGCACGUUUAAGACUGCAAGGAACCGAAAAUGCCGCACCAGCCUCUAAUCCGCUGAUGAUGCAUCGAAGUUCCACAAAUCUUCAGACUCCAGCUUACGGUGCUGCUUCGGCGCAGACCGCUGUGGUGAAUUCCACCAGUCAAGCAGUCAGCGCCAGCAGUCCUGUUGCAGUCACCAAUGGAACAAGCAAUCACAAUUCCUCCGGGGCCAAUAAUGUUCCACCUGUCGCACAACCUGUCGUCGUCGUACCGGCAAAUCCACCUGGAGCAGCAGCGAGUGGUAGUCUGCCGUCCAAUGAAGUGGAGAAUGGCAACCAGGUCGCCGAGGAGCCACUUCCGGCUGGCUGGGAAAUGCGAUACGACGUUUACGGCAGGAGGUAUUAUGUGGAUCAUAAUACGCGCAGCACAUCCUGGGAGAGGCCGCAACCUUUGCCGCCCGGCUGGGAAGUCCGACGCGAUCCUCGAGGGCGGAUUUAUUAUGUCGAUCAUAAUACGAGGAGUACUACUUGGCAGAGGCCGAACACCGAGAGACUGCAGCACUUUCAGCACUGGCAGGGCGAGAGGCAGUAUGUCGUGCAGCAGGGAAAUCAGAGAUUUUUGUAUCCACAAGCGCAUGGGAGUAAUCCGAGUGCUGUGGCGGGGCCCUCGACCUCGACGGUCGACGAGGAUGACGCCCUGGGACCAUUGCCGGCUGGCUGGGAGAGGAGAAAACAGCCCGAGGGAAGGGUUUAUUAUGUUAAUCACAAAAAUCGGACGACUCAGUGGGAGGAUCCGCGAACGCAGGGCCAGGAGACGGGGAUGGAUGAGCCUCCGUUGCCGGAUGGAUGGGAAAUUCGUCUGACGGAGGAUGGUCAUCGAUAUUUUGUCGAUCAUAAUUCGAGAACGACGACAUUCCAGGAUCCACGACCGGGCGCUCCCAAGGGACCGAAAGGUGCCUAUCGAGUGCCAAGAGCUUAUGAGAGGUCCUUCCGCUGGAAACUCUCGCAGUUCCGCUUCUUAUGUCAAACAAAUGCAUUGCCGAAUCACAUAAAAAUUAGCGUUAGUCGACAAACCCUCUUUGAAGAUUCAUAUCAUCAAAUUAUGAACGCCGAGGCUUUUGCAUUAAGACGUAGAUUGUACAUUAUUUUUAAGGGUGAGGAAGGCUUAGACUACGGAGGAGUGUCGAGAGAGUGGUUCUUCUUAUUGAGUCACGAAGUACUGAAUCCAAUGUACUGCCUCUUUGAAUAUGCCAACAAGAGUAAUUACAGUUUACAAAUUAAUCCAGCCUCUUAUGUAAAUCCAGACCAUCUUCAAUAUUUCAAAUUCAUCGGCAGGUUUAUCGCAAUGGCGCUUUAUCAUGGACGAUUUAUCUACAGCGGAUUUACAAUGCCAUUUUACAAAAGAAUGCUAAAUAAAAAAUUAAUAAUGAAGGAUAUCGAAUCGAUUGAUCCCGAAUUUUACAAGUCCCUCGUCUGGAUAAAAGAGAACAAUAUCGACGAGUGUGGACUCGAAUUGUAUUACAGUGUUGAUUUUGAGAUUCUCGGACAAGUGAUACAUCACGAAUUGAAGGAAGGAGGUGACAAAAUUCGUGUCGUCGAAGACAAUAAAGAAGAGUACAUUAGAUUAAUGACCGAGUGGCGAAUGACUCGGGGAAUUGAAGAGCAGACCAAAGCCUUUUUGGAGGGAUUUAACUCGGUUGUUCCCCUCGAGUGGCUCAAAUAUUUUGAUGAACGAGAACUCGAACUGAUGUUGUGUGGAAUGCAGGAAAUUGAUGUCGAGGAUUGGCAGCGAAACACAAUCUACAGGCAUUAUACGAGAAAUAGUAAACAGGUGCUGUGGUUCUGGCAGUUCGUGAGGUCAACUGACAGUGAAAAGAGGGCGAGGCUUCUGCAGUUCGUCACUGGAACUUGUCGUGUUCCUGUUGGAGGAUUUGCGGAAUUAAUGGGGAGCAAUGGACCGCAGAGAUUUUGUAUAGAAAAAGUAGGAAAGGACACUUGGCUGCCACGGUCACACACGUGUUUUAACAGACUAGAUUUGCCACCCUACAAAAGUUACGACCAGAUGGUUGAGAAGCUUAAUUACGCUAUCGAAGAAACCGAGGGUUUCGGACAGGAGUGAUUUCUCUUGAUACACAACGUACUGAUUAUUUGAAAGCCAAACUCCCUAAAAAAUCUGUACAAAUAGAAAUCACAUGACUGUCGUUAAUAAUAACUGUAUACAAAUAGGGUAUCUAUCUAAUGUUUCUAGUGCGAAAUUUUUAGGUGUGCCGGAAACGUAUAGCACUGUUUGAUAGAAAGAGGCUUUUAUGUGAUUGAAUCGUUGAGUAGAUCCUUCUUAUAAAGAAAUUCUUUAAGUUAUAAAGAAAAACAAAUAUCGCGAAUGGUUCGAUUGUGUGAAAGUCCUUCCAAGUUUUCUGUGAGAGAUGUUACUUAAUAUCACGAAUCUUUGAAAGUGAGCUCCGCCUUUCAGAACUUUAUUUUUCGCGAGAUAAUAAUCUUCCCCUAGAGCGAUUUUAAUCUCUCGAAAUUCGAAAUGUGACUCCAGAGAUGGAUGGACUAAAUUGUUGCUGAUUUCAAAUAGAGGAAAUCUUCCAAAAGUUGAUAAUAAUUAAUUAAAAAUACUAAAGUACUUUGGAAAAUUGAUGAUUAUCGAAUCGAGGGAGAUUUUCUCUAUAGGUUGAUAUUUUUUUGUAAUACAUAAUUGAGUCUCUUUGUAAAAUUCCUCACGAUAUGAGUAUUGUAUAUAAUGAAAUUAUGUGACUCGUAUUUAUCAAGGGACGAUUUUAUGUACUGUCUGGAACAGUUUUCAAAGACAAGAUUGUAUAUUUAAGAUUCUUUGAAAAACUAUUUUUAAUACUUCUUUCUAGAUUCUCUCCUCUUUCGAAACUGUAUUCUUUUUUUCAGUUUCGUUUUUUUUUUCGGAUUCUAUGCUCAUUCUUAUACUCUUAGGAAAUAUUUCCGCCUUCGAAGAAUCUUAAAAAACACAAUCGUUUUUAUUGAACUUCGUGGAAGUGGUAAUUUUAUUUCAAUGAUUUACGAAGUUUUGUCACCUGCUAGUACCUGUACAGUAACAGUAAUUGCAACAAUUUUAUGAACAGGCAAGACUAGAGAGAUGAAGAGGGUGUUUAAAAAAAUCAGGGUGUCGGGAAAAUCGGGAUUUUUAUACAGAUAUCGGGAUUCUUUUGUCGAACUUAAUUAAUAUGAAAAUUAAAAAUGAUUUCAUAUAUUUUAUUAUUCUAGUUUUGACCCGGAACAGGGAAUUUUUAAAAAUAAUUAUAAUUCUGAGUUGGGAAAAGAUAUUUUUGUUAAGAAUUAUAGUUUCUACUUUGGGACAAGGAGUUUUAGUACAAAAAUAUAAUUUUUAAAAUUACAAUUUACGCCAAGAAUUAUAAUUUCGAUUUUGAAAAGCAGGGAAUUUUCUAAAAAAUCGCAAUUCUGAGAUAUAACCGGGAAUUUACGUAGAGAAUUAUAAUUAUUAUUUGAGGUUCAUUUUAGAACAGGAAAUUUCAAAUUUGGACAUUUGAAAUUUCGUUAAGAAUCAUAAUUUUACUUUGAACAGGGACUUUUAGAAAAGUAUUUUCUUUUUACAAUUUAAAAAAAAGGUGUUACUCUAUUUCCAAAUUGUAAUAGAUUUGGUAAAUGAAUAUAAUUUUGACUUGGAACAGGCAAUUUUGAACA
Molecule: messenger RNA, 4624 nt
Organism: Belonocnema kinseyi
Lineage: Eukaryota; Metazoa; Arthropoda; Insecta; Hymenoptera; Cynipidae
Gene: Su(dx)
Product: E3 ubiquitin-protein ligase Su(dx)
Exons: 10
Coding region: 402-3065 (887 amino acids)
Biological process (GO): ubiquitin-dependent protein catabolic process
Molecular function (GO): ubiquitin protein ligase activity; protein binding
Source: RefSeq, a predicted model, not a curated record